Molecule: messenger RNA, 1292 nt
Organism: Blastomyces gilchristii SLH14081
Lineage: Eukaryota; Fungi; Ascomycota; Eurotiomycetes; Onygenales; Ajellomycetaceae
Product: cytosine deaminase
Exons: 3
Coding region: 472-921 (149 amino acids)
Cellular component (GO): cytoplasm; nucleus
Molecular function (GO): diaminohydroxyphosphoribosylaminopyrimidine deaminase activity
Source: RefSeq, a predicted model, not a curated record
GAAGAAUUCAAAUUCAAUAUCAUUAGAUAAUAUUUCAUCAUAGAAUUCUAUUAAAUACGUAUUUUUACACAAAAUAAAACUAUGGAAAAAAAAUCACGGCGGUCUAUCGAGACCACCAACAUUCCCGGGCUGCACAGUUGAACGAGCGGUUAUGAAGCUUUAUCAAUAAGAAACUAGCUGUGGCGGGGAAGCUCCGGCUGGGUGCGGCUCCCUCCGAUGGAAUAUGGGAACAAUUCACAAUUCUAGGGAAAGAAAUGUUUAUAUAUACCUGUAUCCAACUCAAUUGAUAGAACCAUAUAUACCCGCAAAGUACAACAUUAUUGUUAAAAAUUGUUUAUUAUUAUUCUCAAUUUCCCCUUACCAUAUUAUAUUAGAGCAGCUGCCACGAUUCCCAACGAAUACAUUCUCAUAUGUAUAGACUCUCCUGUUAAAACCGUCAGGUAAAGAGAAAAAAGUAUUAAAAAAGACACCAUGUCAGCACAGGAUCCUGGCUUCAUCGCAGCUCUGGAAGAGGCCAAGAAGAGCGCUGCAGUAGGCGGCAUCCCCAUCGGCGCCUGUCUAGUCGCCAGGGACGGCAAGAUCCUGGGCCGCGGCCACAACAUGCGCGUGCAGAAAGGGAGCGCUACUUUACAUGGUGAGAUCGCCGCACUCGAAAACUCCGGCCGGCUACCGGCCUCCACCUACGUUGGCGCAACAAUGUACACCACCAUGUCCCCGUGCGACAUGUGCACCGGUGCCUGCGUGCUAUACAAGUUGAAGCGGGUUGUGGUGGGUGAGAACACCACGUUCAUGGGCGGCGAGCAGUACCUGAUUAAUAGAGGGGUGGAAGUUGUUGUGCUUGAUAAUAAGGAGUGUAUAGAGAUGGUGCAGAAGUUUAUUCAGGAGAGGCCUGACAUUUGGAAGGAUGAUCUUGGGCUGUGAGACUAUAACGUUGGACUGGAUAAACGCAGAGGUAGAAAGAAGAAAGGGGGUUUAGAUUUUAAAUAUAGGCGCGGACUUUUGGAUUGGAUUGGAUCACCAUAAACAUAUGUCAAUGCGUUCUGUAUGUUGAUUUUUUCUAGCUGAUGUUUGUGUACAUAUCAUGACCGUAAACAAGCUCGAAGCUUCCCCCCUUGAUCUUUUCUAUCUAACUUUUUGUAACCUUCCAUUGGCCCUUUUAUUCUCUCAUUCAUGCGGAUGUUAGGCGGUGAAUUUCCCGGAAGUAGAAUUUCAAGUCCUCUGGGUCAACAAGAGGAGUAAUUCCUAUAGUUCCUGGGUAUUAGUAUCCAUACAUCUUCAUUUCCCUUUCCAAA